This is a messenger RNA of Scatophagus argus, 8660 nucleotides long. It is a transcript of the gene svila, whose product is annotated as supervillin a. Gene Ontology annotation, biological process: cytoskeleton organization; barbed-end actin filament capping; actin polymerization or depolymerization. Gene Ontology annotation, cellular component: cytoplasm; actin cytoskeleton. Lineage: Eukaryota; Metazoa; Chordata; Actinopteri; Scatophagidae. Gene Ontology annotation, molecular function: actin filament binding; phosphatidylinositol-4,5-bisphosphate binding. The coding region runs from base 894 to 7835 and encodes 2313 amino acids. The record is from RefSeq and is a predicted model, not a curated record. The transcript is spliced from 41 exons.
UUGUGUGAUCUUGAUUAUCAGAUAAUCCAUGAAAAUCUCAGCAUAUAGAGUCACUGUUGGCCUGUAUACUGUUUGCAGGUAUUUUCAAAACUUCAGUUGUUUUUAGUCAGCCAUGAAGUCUGAUGUAUAACACAGCACCAGUUCAGUCUAGUUAGCCUUUGACCUGGAGGAAAACUGCCUCUCAAACUGUCUGAGUGAUGCAGCAUGCUCACGAAUCUCCUGCAGGAACUGGAAUAAUGUUUGUCUCUUCAUUUGUCAGUUACGGCCGUUGCUCUUCAGCCAUGUGGGAAAGUUGUUCCCUCUGCCUCUGAGCUGUUGCUUUUUUUCUGGUUUACUGUCCCUCUGUUUGACUCAUCAGGGCUGCUGGAAGGAAUCAAAAAGAAUUGCUCCCCUUCCUAUCUCUGCCGAGUGACUCUGUCCAACACCCUCCCAUCUCUUCAUCCUCAGUCCUCGCUGGAGCUCAUUAGGACGAGUUCCCAUUUCUAUUCAUCGCUGUCAUAAUGUCUGUUAGCGCUGUUAGACACACUCCAGGUGUACGUCUCCCUCUGUGAUAAAUUGGUGCCUGAAAUCCUGAUGACCCACCCCCGAUGCCAGGCUGACUCUCUGACUGUGCCUGUCACUGCCUAAACGGGCCAGCCCUCAUGUCACCGCCAAACCCACCCUGUGGUUUUGUGGGCCGUGGUUGCUGGUGAGCCUCCAGUCUGGUCAUGUGACUCCUAGUUCUUCCAGUCCUGCCCUCUGGCAGUCUCACUCGUUCCCUGUCCUGUUCUUCUCAACUAUGUCCUUGCUGUCUGUUUCGUCCUUCCUGGUGAUUCUCAAGUGAUCUGACCACAGAUACUGAUUUUUGCUGAAGAUAAUCUGUUCAACAAAUAACAACCAGAAGCCAAGGAGCUAUGAAAGGACUUGGGAGUGAGACCCCCAUUAAACUAAACAAUCCCAGACUACUACAGAAGAGAGCUUUGAGCUUCCAGAAAGAAUUCUCCUUUGACGAAAAAGACGACCCAGCCAAAAGCACCAAGGAUAUAGAUGUUAGUCUCUUGGCCAAUCUUCCCAAAGUCUCUGAAUUGAGGAAACGAUUUGAAGGAAUUACCACAAGUACAAGUGAUUGGGAAAUGAACAGAAAGGAACGUAUUGCUCGGCGGUUGGAGGGCAUAGAGGGUGAGGUGCAUCCAUCUCUGUUGCCUAGCUUGGUGGCCAACCGGCUCCUGGAGGAAGACACACCACGAUACACCAGAGCCUCAGACCCCUGUGAACCCUGUGGUGUUACAGUCCAGCGAUAUGGUACAGAGGGAUAUGAAAGCCCGGAAAUGCAGCUGACGGCUCCAGAGCGCCAGUCCAGAGCUAGAUGCAAACCAGAUCCUCAGUCCUCCAUCCACACAGAGUCUGUAUACAGUUCAGGCUCCACCACCAGUGGCCCAGAAUUGGAAUCUAAGGCAGAACGCAUCGCCCGCUACAAGGCGGAGCGGCGCAGACAGCUAGCCGAGCGCUACGGGAUCUCUUUAGAUCAGGAGGUGGACUUAGACUGUCCAUCCCGCUACACUCACACCCGGAAGGAGUCAGAAGGCUCAGAGAGGCAAAACAGGGGGGAGUUGGUGGGAGAGGAAGGGAGGGACCUGAGUUCUUACACCAGUACCUCUGCCAUUAGCCCAAGAGUGGGACGCACAGCACCACAGCAUGGCCAUCCUGACCCUGGUUAUGAGAUGGGUCGAAGCAGGGCGGACUCGUUCUCAGAGAGAGAGAGGCUGAUGAACCUGGAGAAUCAACGCAGAGCUGCUGUCCCUCCUGAGCCACCAUGCUCUUCCUCAUACAUGGAUGUGUCCUCAACUGCCAGGGUGCCUGCCAAGGACUAUUCAGUCACAGGGAUGCCACCCAGUUCACCCAAGCUGAGCAGGCACCCUUCUCUCUCUUCUCCCAAACAUGGGGUGUCUCCUGGGGACCUGUUUAUCGAGCAGCAGGCCCACAGCAUCCUCAGCAGGCAGGGAAUUAGAGUUAGAGAGAGACUUGCCCGGGAGAUGGGCCGCCAGAGGAGCCCAGAGGUUGGAAAAGUGACAGAAACCCCAAUGUACCGCAGACAAUUUCAACAACAGAACCAAACUUCAACACACUACCACACAGACCCACCCGGGCCCCAGCAGGCUUACCCCCGUCACCACUAUCACCCCCAGGCUCAGCUCACCCGAGCUGGGCCACCUGGAGGACAUGAAGUUAGCAGUUACCCCACUUACCUAUCCAUGGCUUCUGGUCCCACAUUCAAAGCCGGGCAGCAGCAACAACAGUCUCACGAGGAAGAUACUGAGGACUCGGAAGGCGUGAAGACAGAGGGUCUUCUCAGGAGUAGGAAAGCAGUGCUUCCCUCUGAAAUCCGCCGCAGGGAGAGGAGCACAGAGGACCCACGCAGAGGCAGGGCAGAAGAGGAGCAAGGGAUGUCCAGGAUACUGAGUCUCAGCCAGGCAAGGGAGACUGAGGUAGUGGAGCACGUAAGAGGAGGGCACAGAGGCAGACCCAGGCUGGACGAAACAGAGCACGCCUCCCAUCUGCAAGCGUCAGAGAGCAGACCCAGAGAGCAAGAAAAUGCCAUUUAUAUCCACAAGGGGGUGGCUGCCACCCACAUCCAGCCUAGAGCGGCACAUACAGGCCCAGGACACUCCACCUCCAGCACAGAUACAGGCGAUCCACGGGUGCCCAGUCAGAAGAGCCUGCAGCAACAGGCCCACGAAUCCCGAGAGGUCAGAGAGGGUGAGAGUUUCGGUAACCGAGAGAGUCAGCAGGACACACGGGUGUCCGUGGCCCAGCUCAGGCAUUCCUACAUGGAGAGCACCACCACCCCACCACCCAGCCGCAGGAAUGAGUUUGAGUUUGAGGGGGACAGGGCACCCUCAGGCUACGAGGCCCCAUGGAGAGGGGAGAGGGACAGGGGGCGCAGGCCCCGGCAGUAUAUCUGUCCUGGGGAGAGUAGAAAGACCUCAGAGAGGUUUAGGACGCAGCCCAUCACUUCUGCUGAGCGCCAGGGGAUGGAUAGGUCCUGUGUGAGCUCAGAUCUUGCUUCCACUGAAGCUGAUGAAGAGAAGCUAGAUGAACGGGCCAAGCUGAGCGUAGCAGCCAAGCGCUCUCUCUUCAGGGAACUGGAGAAGAGCAUUGAUGGUGGAGCCCCUAAAACACGGUCCAGGAAUGCAGCAGUGGACAGGAGACUAAGACGGACACAAGACAGAUCCAGAACUCAGCCAGUCACUACCGAGGAAGUAGUCAUUGCUGCCACUGCCCCAACUCAUGUGCCACAAACAGUGAGUGUUCACACUGCUGUAGCACGUGUCCCCAGCCCCACUCUCGUGUGGAGCACUGUCCCACCAUACAGCCUGCAGGCAUCGUCACAGCAGAGCGCGGCAGCUCGAGAGCAGGCGAGGGAGGCCCGGCCGGUGCAGGAUACCCAGAAGCAGGUGUCCACGAUGGAAGGAAAACACCAGAGCCAGGGUCAGGGCCAGGACCAGGGUCGGGGUCAGGAGGAGCCUGACCUCUGCACUCUCAGCCUGGCAGAAAAGAUGGCACUGUUCAACAGACUGGCUCAGCCUCCCACCAGGGUUACCCGCACCAGAGGGGACACACGCCAGCGCAGGGCCAAUGCUCGUUACCAAACACAACCAAUCACACUGGGAGACAUGGAGCAGCUUCAGAAUGGUACUGGAUCUCGGUUUGGACAGCUCCCUACUUCAUCAUCCUCUGCUCUGAGAGCAGGAGGCACUGUCUCCACUGACCACGCCGGAGACAUCCACCUAACCAGAGCAACAGCACAGGUCGAAGCCCUCCUUCCGUCCAACUCUGACUUGUCUCUGCCCACUCAUCACCCAGACGGCCUAACCUGGAGGUCCCAGGACUCCGUGGACCACCAGAGGUACCGAAUCGCUGCCCAGGAGGCUGAUGUUGCUGAUGUGGGCGGAGGGAAGCGGAAGCUGCCAUCUCCUGAGGGAGCGGUCAGGCAGGCCGCUCUGCCACAGCCCCAGACUGGAAGAGAGAGGAGGGGACAGGACGAGGAGGAGGAGGAGCAGCAGCAGCUGACCAGACAGGGGGGAGCUGUGCAGAGCUCGGAGAGCCACAUGCCCCUGGAGUGGCAGGAAGAAGGACAGUACCCAGACAGUCAGAAGAGCAGGGCCAUCAGUGGGGAGCUGCCAGAGUCCACUGCGGUAACAUCCAGAGCAGCAUCUGGUUUGCCCAGGAGUGCGUGUCAGCCUCCAGAGGCGGACACGCAUCCAGACGGCAGUGGACACGCGGGAGGCCUGGUCCAGCAUGAGCAAGGAGACGAGCUGAGCGAAAUCAUGACGGCCAGACAUAUGUCCAUCAAAGAGAGAGUGGCUUUGUUGAAGAAGAGCGGCGAGAAGGACUGGAGGAACAGGAUCAAUAAGAAGCAGGAUCUGGUGAAGGUUGCCGCAGGUGAACAGCAGGCUCAGCUCUGGGAGGUGGAGCAGAGCUUCCAGACGAAGGACAGUGAAGCACUGAUGAUGAUCGAUGAGUUUGCUGUGUCUGACCAGCUGUGGGAGCCAGUCUUUGCCUCUACUUUCUCUCCUCCUCCUGAGCCUCCUUUCCAUAUUUCUUUCCCUGAUGGUUCAGCCAGCCAGGCCACCAGAUCUCCCAGACCUAUGCAGGUGGAUGAGAGACACCCCUGGAGACGGAAGAGAAUAGCUGAGGCUGAGAUGGAGUGCCAGAGCAUUGAGGCUCACAUGUCCAUCCAGGAGAGGAAACAGCUGAUUGUAGCCCAAGAGGAGGCCUGGAAGACCAAAGGCCAUGGAGCUGCCAACGACUCCACCCAGUUCACUGUGGCUGCACGCAUGGUGAAGAAAGGGCUGGCAUCGCCCUCAGCGAUCCAAUCUCCAGUGUCAUCCAAACCCAAGAACAGCAGCCCUGCCAUCUCCAAACCACUGGAAGAGAUCAAGGCUGUACCAGAUCUGAACCUGGAGUCAGACAUGAAGCUGGAUAAACUGGAGUCUUUUCUCGGCAAGCUCAACAGUAAAGUGUCUAGACUGCCGGAAGCGACCAUCACAGUCACAGAGAAGAAGGUGAAGGAAGUAAUGACCCUCGAAGAUGAAACUUUUUCCAAGUUCUACCGCCAAGUGGAGGAGCUCCCCACCAACACCAACAAGGUGGAGAUAGACGAAGAUUUUGAUGCCAUCUUCGGCCCCCAGGUGCCAAAACUGACCUCAGAGAUGGUGCAGCAUAAGCGAGCAGUGCGUCCGGCACGUAACGUCCAGGCAUCUAGGAACCCUCUGAAGUCACUGGCUGCCAGAGAGGACAUCAGACACGAGUACACAGAGCAGAGGCUCAACAUCGGCCUGCUGGAGAGCAAGAGGAUGAAGGCUGAGAAGAUGAAUAAGAACUCUGGUUUCUCUGAUGUGGCUCUGGCUGGUCUGGCCAGCAAGGAGAACUUCGGCAACGUCAACCUGCGCAGCGUCAACAUCUCCGAUCAGAUGUCCAAUAACAGCGCUGUGCCUUACAAGAAACUCAUGCUCUUACAGGUCAAAGGCCGGCGGCACGUCCAGACCAGGCUGGUGGAACCUAGAGCGUCCUCGCUGAACAGUGGCGAUUGUUUCCUACUCAUCACGCCACACCACUGCUUUGUCUGGAUUGGAGAGUUCGCCAACGUCAUUGAGAAGAACAAGGCUUCAGAGUUGGCAAACUUCAUCCAGGGCAAGAGAGAUUUGGGUUGCCGUGCUAAAUACGUCCAAGUCAUCGAGGAGGGUGUGAGCACGCAUAGCCAUGCCAAGGAUUUCUGGAAGAUUCUGGGAGGCCAAUCAAGUUUUCAGUCCGCAGGGACACCAGAUGAAGAUGAGCUGUACGAGGGUGCCAUCGUGGAGACAAACUGUAUUUACCGCCUAAUGGAUGACAAACUGGUUCCAGAUGAUGAUUUUUGGGCUAAGAUGCCUCGUUGCUCCCUGCUCAACCCAAAGGAGGUUUUGGUGUUUGACUUUGGCAGCGAGAUGUACAUAUGGCAUGGAAAGGAAGUGACGCUGGCACAGAGGAAGGUGGCCUUCCAGCUGGCCAAGCACCUGUGGAACGGCACUUUCGACUACACAAACUGUGACAUCAAUCCGCUCGACCCUGGAGAAUGCAACCCACUCAUACCCAAGAAAGGUCAGGGCCGACCUGACUGGGCCGUGUUCGGCAGACUGACCCAACACAAUGAAACCACCCUGUUCAAAGAGAAGUUCCUUGACUGGAGUGACUCUAGGAAAACACCCAGUCCCACAAAAAACACCAACGACCACAUCACUGACCAAAAGGAUCAGUCCACUUCUGAUCAGCCCCAUGCGUACGACGCCUCCCUCAUGCUGCAUGUCCUCCAAGGGCCUGUCUGCACCAGACUGGACGGCUUCAAUGUGGGGCGAGGCUACGGCCUGGUGGAGGCAGAGGAGUGGCGGAGCUAUGAGAUCAGCACGCUGGCGGUGGAGGUGUGGCACAUCCUGGAGUUCGACUACAGCCGCCUGCCGCGCCAGAGCAUCGGCCAGUUUCACGAGGGCGACACAUACGUGAUGAAGUGGAAGUACAUGGUCAGCACCGCAGUGGGGAGGAGACAGAACCCAGAGCAGCUAAAGACAGCGGGGGCUGGGAAGGAGAAAUGCUGCUACUUCUUCUGGCAGGGCCGCAAUGCCACCGUCAGCGAGAAGGGAACAUCAGCCCUGAUGACGGUGGAGCUGGACGAGGAGCGAGGAGCACAGGUUCAGGUCCAGCAGGGGAAGGAGCCGCCAUGUUUCCUGCAGUGCUUCAAAGGAGGGAUGGUGGUCCACUCAGGGAAGAGAGAAGAGGAGGAGGAAAACUCACAGAAUGAUUGGCGUCUGUACUGUGUACGGGGAGAAGUGGAGGUGGAGGGACACCUGCUGGAGGUGGCCUGUCACUGCAGCAGCCUGCGCUCCAGGGUCUCGAUGGUGCUGCUGAGCGUCAGCCAGGCCCUCAUCUACUUGUGGCAUGGCUGCAAGUCUCAGGCACACACACGGGAGGUGGCUCGUACCGCCGCCAACAAAAUAAAAGAGCACUGUCCUCUGGAAACAGGCCUCCACAGCAGCAGUAAAAUGACCAUCCGCGAAUGUGAUGAGGGAGCAGAGCCCGCAGGAUUCUGGGAAUCCCUCGGCAGGAGGGACAGGAAAGCGUACGACUGCAUGCUGCAAGACCCAGGAAGGUUUAACUUCACACCACGUCUGUACCAGCUGAGCAGCAGCUCAGGGGAUUUUACCGCCGUGGAGUUUCUCUACCCUGCCAGAGACCCCACGAAGGUCAACUCGAUGCCUUUCCUGCAGGAGGACCUUUAUGCAGCUUCCCAGCCAGCCCUUUUCCUGGUGGACAACCACCAUGAGGUGUAUCUGUGGCAGGGCUGGUGGCCUCAGGACAGCGAAAGCACCGGCUCAGCCCGAAUCCGCUGGGAUUCAGACAGGAAGUGUGCCAUGGAGACAGUGCUGCAGUACUGUAAAGAAAAGAAUGAGAAGAAGCCUCCCAAAGCGUACCUGAUCCACGCUGGUCUGGAGCCCCUCACCUUCACCAACAUGUUCCCCAGCUGGGAGCACAGAGAGGACAUCGCUGAGAUCACUGAGAGGGAGGCAGAGGUGUGCAACCAGAUUAUCCUAGUAGAGGACGUGUUGGCCAGGCUGUGUAAGACCACGUACCCCCUGGCAGAUCUCCUGGCCCGGCCGCUGCCUGAGGGCGUUGACCCUCUUCGUCUGGAGGUCUACCUGUCUGAUGAGGACUUUGAAGGUGUAGGUGCUUAUGGGAAGAAAGCCUUGGAGAUGACCAGAGAGGACUACGGAGGUUUGCCUGGCUGGAAGCAGGUGAACUUGAAGAAAGCCAAAGGACUUUUCUGAAAGUUGGAAACAGAGAGCAGAGCUGAUGGAAGAAGCCACCAGCAGGUUGUUUUGUCUCCUCCUUUGUUUACGUCUGGACACAAUGGAGGCUCAGGGGCUGCUUCUCCUGUAAUGGAGGCUUGAGGACGGAUGAGGGGAGUAAUGAAGGUGUGGAGCGGGGGGAGUGUUGCAGCUUCUCGUGCUGCAGACUUGAUUCCUAUCUGUUGUGGUUGCUUGUUUAAGAUAGACUGAUGCACAUCUUAGUGUUAAUAGUUCUGUAAAGUCACACUCUGUGAAUGUUUGUACAUUUGUACCAUAUACAGGACAGCCAGUGCUGUAACCCAUGCAGCCACGUGUUCGAGUGGGGCAGGUCUGUCAGCCUGUUGAGCACACUCCACAUCAGACUAUUCUUACAUGUAUGCUUGUGCAUUACAAAUAAAUUAUAUUUAUAUCAAAUACAUAUAUGAAUUUAAAAAGAAAGGAACAUUCACUGAAUUAAAAUGAUGGAACGAACUGUAUCUUGAAUGCUGAGGAGAUUUUCUUCCUAUGUUAAUAAAUAUCCUAGAAAUUCCCUCCACCUGUACAGUUCACCGUUUGCCAUUUACAAAUCAAACGAUGCAGCUUUAUUUGGAUGCAUCUAGCAUCAUUAUUGUUUCAGUCAGAAGAAAGGGCACAGGCUAGAUUAAAGGAAGAGUGAUGACGAAAUGUAUUUGAUUUCUAAAUCCUACAGUGUAUAGUGCCUUGCUUUGUGUACAGUUUAUAUACAGAUCCUAGUCUGCAUUUUGAAGACUUUUUGUGAUAUACAGAAAUAUUAGAGAAAUAAAACGUGAAAGUUAGAUAUCAAAA